CGUUUGUUCAGAUUGUUCGGUCUAUGCCAAGCGCCACUCUUUUUCUAUUGUCAUUUUCCGGAUUUAUUAUUGACCGAUCAUCAAGGAUUCUUCAAGAGACUCUAUCGAUACGUAGUGGAUCGGUUAGAGGGUUGGAGCAUAGGAAUGGCUGAUCUGAUUUGUGUGAAUAGUAAUUUUACGAAGGGUGUUGUCGCCGAAACAUUUCCACAUUUGGACGCGACUAAACUCAAAGUUUUAUAUCCAACGCUUAAUACGAAGUUCUUCGAUAGUGCACCAGAAACAGAACUGGAAGACGUGCCGUCCAGUGCGAAAUAUCUGUUCGUUUCGAUCAAUCGGUAUGAGCGGAAGAAAAAUAUCAAGUUGGCAAUCGAUGCUUUUGCUGACAAUGUAAAAAUUGAGCUGUUACGUCGUUCGACAGCCGUUUUGUACACACCGUCGAAUGAGCAUUUCGGCAUAGUGCCGGUGGAAGCGAUGUACAUGCGAAGUUGUGUGAUUGCGGUCAAUUCGGGUGGACCGAACGAGUCGAUCGAGAACGGUUCGAGUGGGUUUUUGGUGGAGUCGAAUGCGAGGGCAUUCGCCGAAGUGAUGGCCAAAUUGGUUAGAGGCGAACUGAACAGGGAAGAGAUCGGUGAGGCGGGUAGAAAACGUGUGCAAUCGUUGUUCACUUUCGAGCACUUCUCUAGAAAACUUGAAACUUUAAUGCAGUCGCUGGUUUGA
Molecule: messenger RNA, 717 nt
Organism: Anisakis simplex (herring worm)
Lineage: Eukaryota; Metazoa; Nematoda; Chromadorea; Rhabditida; Anisakidae
Source: the annotation of a GenBank genome assembly